UCGGCUGACUCCGGGCCCAAUAUCGGGACUAUGUAUGUAAUAUGUGUAUCCGGGAUGCCAGAUGCUAGGCGGUCCCGGCCCGGGAGUGUCGAUUGCCCAUCGGCGGAGCGGGCCGGCGAGUACACCACAAGCACCACCGCUCGUCUGGUCAACACACGCUGCAGCCUUCCCUUUCUCCGCCUAUCUUUUUCCCGUCUUUCUCAUCGGGAAAACUCUCAGUAUAUUAAGUUGCAAUGCAUACAUACAUCGGAUGGAAAUAACAACGCCGAGUACAUACGACAGCAAGCCGGCAAGCCUCCGCCUGCCCUCAACAAGAUAGCAACAUUGUAUCAUUUGAGGGUAUGUUGUAGGAUGGCGGUGUAG
Puccinia graminis f. sp. tritici CRL 75-36-700-3 is the source of this 363-nucleotide messenger RNA. RefSeq lists its product as uncharacterized. Lineage: Eukaryota; Fungi; Basidiomycota; Pucciniomycetes; Pucciniales; Pucciniaceae. The record is from RefSeq and is a predicted model, not a curated record. The coding region runs from base 31 to 363 and encodes 110 amino acids. The transcript has 2 exons.